Messenger RNA from Cryptomeria japonica (Japanese cedar), 603 nucleotides. RefSeq names its product germin-like protein 9-3. The record is from RefSeq and is a predicted model, not a curated record. Bases 1 to 603 code for a protein of 200 amino acids. Lineage: Eukaryota; Viridiplantae; Streptophyta; Pinopsida; Cupressales; Cupressaceae. Gene Ontology annotation, molecular function: manganese ion binding. The transcript has a single exon. Gene Ontology annotation, cellular component: cell wall.
AUGAUAAUCUUAAUGGCUCUCAAUAUAUCGGGAAUGACAAAUGCAUCAGAUCCUGAUAUCAUCUCUGAUUUUGUUCUUCCUCCGGGCCAAAAUCCAGCAAAUCUUGAUGGCAAUUUCUUCACCUUCACGGGAUUCCGACAGGUUGGGAGCAACAAUUUAACCUGGCAGAGCAAUGUGAAAGUAACAAAGGCAUCAAUGGCAGAGUUCCCUGCUUUAACAGGCCUGAGCGUUUCUAUGGCAGUGCUGCAGUUCCCAGCUGGCGGGGUGAACCCUCCCCACACACACCCUCGAGCUUCUGAACUUCUCUAUCUUUUGACCGGAUCUCUCGUUGUUGGAGUCGUUGACACCACCGGAAAGCUCUUCACGCAGACCCUCUAUGCAGGAGAUUUGUUCGUGUUUCCCAAAGGACUCCUCCAUUUCCAAUUGAAUAACGACUAUAAGAACCAGGCAUUCGCUGUUUCUGGGUUUGGAAGCGCCAAUGCGGGCACUGUUUCGCUGCCCUCUGCUCUGUUUACGAGUGGUAUAAAUAGCGAUGUUCUGGCAAAGUCAUUCAAGACAGACACCAAAACUAUUGACAUGCUCAAGGCUGCCCUCACAGCUUAA